AUGGAACAACAUGGGGAGUAUCUUGACAUAUACCAGCUAAAGAUAGAUAAAGCUCCUACAAUGGCAGAAAUUCAGCUAAAAUUAGCCAAAACAGAAUAUGCUGAUACUGGCAAAACAGGAUUAAUAUCUUGGCUCCUCAAUGGUAUAAAUUUAGAGGGUGCACAGGAUGCAUUGAGGGUAGAUAUUUGGCAGCUUCCCAGAAAUGCAUCUGCUGUUCAAAAGGCAGCAGUAGAAGAGAAGUGA
This is a messenger RNA of Suillus subaureus, 243 nucleotides long. RefSeq lists its product as uncharacterized. The coding region runs from base 1 to 243 and encodes 80 amino acids. The transcript has 3 exons. The record is from RefSeq and is a predicted model, not a curated record. NCBI's taxonomy places the organism in Eukaryota, Fungi, Basidiomycota, Agaricomycetes, Boletales, Suillaceae.